Carassius carassius (crucian carp) is the source of this 621-nucleotide messenger RNA. Its product is annotated as myosin regulatory light polypeptide 9-like. Gene Ontology annotation, biological process: platelet aggregation; myofibril assembly. Gene Ontology annotation, molecular function: calcium ion binding. The coding region runs from base 54 to 578 and encodes 174 amino acids. NCBI's taxonomy places the organism in Eukaryota, Metazoa, Chordata, Actinopteri, Cypriniformes, Cyprinidae. Gene Ontology annotation, cellular component: myofibril; cytoplasm; stress fiber. The transcript is spliced from 3 exons. The record is from RefSeq and is a predicted model, not a curated record.
AUAAACUUAAUCUUUUAUCUCUUCCUUCUGCAGAACCAAGCCCUGCGGUCAGAAUGUCUGCAGCCAAGCGUGCCAAAGGAAAGACCACAAAGAAGCGGCCGCAGAGGGCCACAUCCAACGUCUUCGCAAUGUUCGACCAAUCACAGAUCCAGGAGUUCAAAGAGGCCUUCAACAUGAUCGAUCAGAACAGAGACGGAUUCAUCGACAAGGAGGACUUACACGACAUGCUGGCCUCUCUGGGGAAGAACCCGUCUGACGAGUAUCUAGAGGGAAUGAUGAGUGAAGCUCCAGGACCCAUCAACUUCACCAUGUUCCUCACCAUGUUUGGAGAACGUCUGAACGGAACCGACCCUGAAGACGUCAUACGAAACGCCUUUACAUGCUUCGAUGAAGAUGCUUCUGGUUUCAUCCACGAGGACCAUCUCCGGGAGCUGCUGACCACCAUGGGGGAUCGUUUCACAGAUGAAGAAGUGGACGAACUCUUCCGCGAGGCGCCGAUCGACAAGAAAGGAAACUUCAACUAUGUGGAGUUCACUCGCAUCCUCAAACAUGGAGCCAAAGAAAAGGACGACAUAUAAAAACCAGCAGCAGAUCCAUUCAGCGUCUGAUUAUGUACGUGCA